CUUUUGGUAUCGCCUAAAACCGGAGCGUUGUGCAUCUCCCCACUCAUUUCUGAUCUCCAUGAUCAGUGUGCUCAUCUCAGGCCAUCAGUAUUUCGACCACGGUUCCUCGACAUUGGUAUAUUUGAAUGAAUUUUUGACGUGGUACAUGCGCGGAUGAGGUUAGAACGGGUUAGGCACGGUCGUGUGCAUUUGAUAGGUCCAUUAUUUAAAAAUUAAACACUAUAGCAGCUUUGAAGUAUAUCACAAUGUUUAUUAAACCGUUUAAAGUAAAAUCUAAUACUCAACUGAAAAGUUCUGAAAGGAAGAAACUAUGUGAGGAAAUACUUAAGGCUUUUCCCAGUUUAACAGAGGAACAAGUGCAAACAUUAUUACCAAAGAAAGAAGCUAUAAGUACACUAAAAAUUGUUACACAUAGUGGUCAGUUGAGUAGAUUGUAUUGUGUUGCUAAAGUGCCAAUGUUCUUUGAACUUGAUAUAAUAGAAUCACAGCUUUUCCCCACAAUAUUCACUCUGUGGCAUCAUCCAAGUUUGUUAUAUGCUUUUACAACACGUCAGGCAGUUGUACCUAAGCUAACUAGUGGUGCUGACUUAAUGUUACCUGGAUUAGUCCUGGAAGGUCCAGCAACUCUGUACUCAUUUGGAAAACUAGAAAAGAAAGCUCCUGUUUACGUAAACACAGAAGAGAACAAGGCUGCUGUUGCUGUUGGAGUAACUGCUCACAACAGUGAAGACUUAUAUAUGUGUGCGGGACGCGGAAAAUGUGUGGAGAUCCUUCAUGUGAUAGGUGAUAUGCUUUGCCAAUUAGGAAAACCUCCAAUUAGACCCAAUUUGGGCCCUCCGAUUACUAAAGAAAAGAAGGAACCAUCAGCUGAAUCGAAAUUACCAGAUGUAGUAUCUGAAACAGAAGGCACGGUACAAGAACACAAGUCCUUGUCAGAUACAGUAGGUGCUCUGGAUGUUAAUGAUUAUUUAUUGGAAUCAAAGGCAGUCUACGAUACUGAGGCAGGUUCAAUUGAUCCUGCCGAAGAUGCAACACAAAACCUACAGGCUGAAGAAUCAGCACCAGCAUUAGAUCCUGUUCAAGAAAUGGACGCUCUAUUAGAGUACUGUUUUCUCAAAGCGUGUAAGACAACGAUCAAGAAAGGAGACUUACCAAUGUUGUCAUCGAACUUCUUUAAAAAUCAUUUAAUGGCAGUCUGUCCUCAAGGACAAAGUAUAGAUGUGAAAAAAUCUAGCUUCAAAAAACUAUCUGUCUUCUUAGCAUCGAUGAAGGCAAAAGGAGUCAUCGAUACCUCAGUUCUUAAAGGUGUUGAAAGUUUGAUAUUCAUAAAGGCUGAUCAUCCAUUAAUUAAACAAUUAGUGGUAACCGAAGAGACACCACGACCUGAACCAGCUGUCUCAAAUGCACCAAUUGUUUCGGAGUGCUAUAGAGUUACUGCUGAUGUACUUCCUGUACUGUCGAAAUUUGGACAUGAAAAAGGUGACGUUCUAACAAGAGCUGAGGUACGAAAAUUUUUUACCGAAUACGUGAAGAAAGAAAAUCUUCAAGAUGGAAAAAUAUUAAAUCUAAAUCCUCAGCUGGCCGGUAUAUUACGUACAAAAGAACAUCAAAUUACUCUAACCAUGGAAGAUGGAAUAAAUAAGUUCAUUGGUCGUAUGACGCAUACACAUGCGAUUACAGUCGGUGGUACAAAAUUAUUACAUUCCGGACGAUUGGAACCAAUUGACAUUACUGUUGCUACGCGUUCUGGAAACAAAAAGGUAACGUUAAUCAAUAAUUUGGAGACUUUUGGUAUCAAGCUUGAAGAAUUUAGUAAGGAGUGUCAAGGCAUUGGUGCAAGUGCAACGAUUACGGAUGUUCCUGGUAAAAAAACACCUAGUGUGCUGGUCCAGGGAAAUCAAGUACUUUAUGUAUAUAAAUUACUGACUGGAAAGUAUCAGAUCAACAAGAACUACAUUAGAGGUUUAGAAUACGCUCCGAAACAAAGAAAGUGAAAUGUAAAUAUAUAAAUGUCCAUUACAUGUUUAUAGAAGAUUCUUGACGUUUUCAUUUAUGAGAACAUUAAUUUAUAUUCAUCGACUGAUACAAAAGUUUAAUGAACAAUAACGCAUUAGUAUAUGAAUUAUAUGAAAGUCAUAAAGUUCCAAUUUGUUAUAAUUGCUAUAUUCAUUUAAUAAUGAAUUCUAUGUUCCAUCAUAAAAACGAGAAUUUCAAGAAUAACCUAUGGCCUUUCGUAAAUUUAUGACUCUACAAGUGUUAUGAAUAUCGAUAAAUAUAAAAACUGUAUAUACCUCUUCUAUAGAGAUCUCAGAUGCCUAAAGAUUAUUUUGUGUUUAGAUGUUUGUCUCUUAACUGAUAGUAACUAAAUGAUUAAGUUUCUUAUAUUUAUUCCUUACCUUAAUGCAACUCCAUUCGGAUCCUAUAACGCUUCAUCUUACACUUCACUAUGACUUACGUAUACUUGUCCGUGUCAAAAGUAAAACUACUACCCAUGGCUAUUACCAUAAAACUUAACUUCUAACUUGAAAAUACACAACUGUUUAAUAAACAAAAAUUAUUCCUUCACCCAAAUGUCCCGCAAACAAAUAGGUCCAAGUGCAUAGGCAACAGUAUCUGAGUUUGUACUGAAAAAAUGACUGUAGUUUUUAAUAAAACCUAAAAAAAGAAAAA
Molecule: messenger RNA, 2670 nt
Organism: Cephus cinctus (wheat stem sawfly)
Lineage: Eukaryota; Metazoa; Arthropoda; Insecta; Hymenoptera; Cephidae
Gene: eIF2D
Product: eukaryotic translation initiation factor 2D
Exons: 9
Coding region: 246-1994 (582 amino acids)
Biological process (GO): translational initiation; formation of translation preinitiation complex
Molecular function (GO): translation initiation factor activity; RNA binding
Source: RefSeq, a predicted model, not a curated record